Molecule: messenger RNA, 870 nt
Organism: Caenorhabditis remanei
Lineage: Eukaryota; Metazoa; Nematoda; Chromadorea; Rhabditida; Rhabditidae
Exons: 7
Coding region: 1-870 (289 amino acids)
Source: RefSeq, a predicted model, not a curated record
AUGACACUGCCGGUGUCUAUGGACGACAAGGAGUUGUUUCCAAAAGUGGAUAUUCUCAAUCUGACAUUCUCUCCAAAAUCUGAAGUCAAUGAGGAUGUGCUCAAGCAAAUGUUCACAUCAUUGGACCGACUAUGGUGGUCCCGUCUUGUGAUCUCUGUCAGAGGAUAUGUUAUCAACUACGUUCAACAAAAUGAUGAAGUUCUAUUCAGUUGUGAUGAUGCAUUCAUCAAAAUACAUCAAAAACUUGCAGAAAGGAACAGUAAAUUUGAAAACGCGUUUGAAUAUCUGACCGCUAUCUUCCACUUGAUCCGAGAGAAGAACACAUUGAUUCAACUCAUUUCCAACCCAAAAACCAUCUCAGCCACCAAACUCCCACCAGUCUUAGAACAAUCUUUUGGUGUUGUUCAUGGAGAUCUUUCACCGAAAGCGAUUCAGCUGACCAUCGCCCAACUGCCAGCCUAUACCAUGUUUAUCAAAGUUGUUGUAAACUUGCAACAGAGAUGGGAGAAUGAGAAACUGAAGAAAAAAUCAAUUCGUUUCGAAACUGACCCAGAGUGGGAACCUGAUGAGAGAGUUGUUCUUUUCCAAACGUUUGCAUCGGAUAACAGAACAUGGGUUUUGCUAGACUUUGAUCGCUACAUUUUGCAACAAUGGAAACCAAACGGAACAUCGGUGAUUUUUGGAGACAGAUUUGUUGAGAAGAAAAAGCGAUCCGGACUGAAGUUAUGCACCACCUGUGGAAUGCUUGAGCAGAAAAAAGCUCAAUUUGCAAUUCUAAACGACCAGGUGUACUGUUCGAAAACAUGUUUCGAUGAAGUGAAUCCUCCAAUGACUGUGAACAAUCGAGGUGCCACAGUUGUCCAUUUAUAA